This is a messenger RNA of Polypterus senegalus (gray bichir), 1522 nucleotides long. It is a transcript of the gene ppil4, whose product is annotated as peptidylprolyl isomerase (cyclophilin)-like 4. Gene Ontology annotation, cellular component: nucleus. The coding region runs from base 50 to 1441 and encodes 463 amino acids. Gene Ontology annotation, molecular function: RNA binding; peptidyl-prolyl cis-trans isomerase activity. The record is from RefSeq and is a predicted model, not a curated record. The transcript has 13 exons. Gene Ontology annotation, biological process: protein peptidyl-prolyl isomerization. NCBI's taxonomy places the organism in Eukaryota, Metazoa, Chordata, Cladistia, Polypteriformes, Polypteridae.
CGUAAUCAUCUGGUGCCACGCGUGUUGUUUUGAAGUAGACACAGAGACUAUGGCAGUGUUGUUGGAGACGACGUUAGGAGACAUUGUUAUUGACUUAUAUACGGAUGAAAGACCACGAGCUUCCUUGAAUUUUUUGAAGUUAUGCAAGAUAAAAUACUACAACUACUGUCUUAUUCACAAAGUCCAAAGAGACUUUGUAAUACAGACUGGGGAUCCAACCGGUACUGGUCGGGGUGGAGAUUCAGUUUUUGUUAAACUUUAUGGUGAUCAAGCUAGAUUUUUUGAUGCAGAGAAAGUGCCUCGCAUCAAACACAAGAAAAGAGGAACAGUGUCCAUGGUGAAUAAUGGGAGUGAUGAGCAUGGAUCACAGUUUCUUAUUACAACCGGAGAGAACUUGGAUUACCUGAAUGGAGUGCACACUGUAUUUGGUGAAGUUACAGAAGGCAUGGAUGUCCUGGCAAAAAUAAAUGAAGUUUUCGUGGAUAAAGAUUUUAUCCCAUACCAGGAUAUAAGAGUAAACCAUACAGUUAUACUUGAUGACCCUUUUGAUGAUCCAGUUGGUUUACAAAUACCUGAUCGCUCCCCAGAACCAACCAAGGAGCAGCUGGAUAGUGGCAGAAUUGGAGCUGAUGAAGAUAUUGAUACCGACAAAGGUAAAACUACGGAGGAGCUCGAUGAACUUGUUAAAGACAAAGAAGCAAAAACACAGGCCAUUCUUUUGGAAAUGAUAGGAGACAUACCUGAUGCAGAUAUUAAACCCCCAGAAAAUGUACUGUUUGUUUGUAAACUGAAUCCUGUCACAACAGAUGAAGAUCUAGAAGUCAUAUUUUCACGUUUUGGAGAAAUUAAAAGUUGUGAAAUCAUUCGAGACUGGAAAACAGGAGAAUCCCUGUGCUAUGCUUUCAUUGAAUUUGAAAAGGCAGAAGACUGUGAAAAGGCUUAUUUCAAGAUGGACAAUGUACUUAUUGAUGAUCGUAGGAUACACGUUGAUUUUAGCCAGUCUGUGGCCAAAAUAAAGUGGAAAGGAAAAGGGGGAAAGUAUACAAAAGAUGACUUUAAAGCAUAUGAGAAAGAUGUUGAGCAACGUUCUAAGUUGGUUCUCAAGGAAAAAGCUAAACCCAGACAGGAUUCUAGUUAUAAUCUCCUGUUGGAUGAAGAUGAAGAUGGUGCCGGAUCAAGCCAUCAGUCUUCAGGAAAAAAACAUAAAAUGAAGAAACAUCACCAUUCUGAUUAUGACGGUGGAAAGAAGUCAAAGAAAUCAAAGGAUUCUCACCGCUAUAGCUACAGUCCAGAGGAGCAGCAUCUUAAAAGAAAGAAUGAGAAGAAGGCAGAGCGGCACCGAAGCCGAUCACGUGAUCGAGACAGCCACUAUAAAUAUAGCAGAGACCGAAGCAGAAGCCCCAGAAAGGUUAAAGACAAAGAGCGUAGCCACCACAGAUAGAAACUGGUGGUUUUUAUACAGAGGUAUAUACAUUUUUUUGUAAAGGGAAAACAAAAUUAAACAUUCAGCUGUUUAGUUAAU